Silurus meridionalis is the source of this 462-nucleotide messenger RNA. Its product is annotated as fucolectin-1-like. NCBI's taxonomy places the organism in Eukaryota, Metazoa, Chordata, Actinopteri, Siluriformes, Siluridae. Bases 1 to 462 code for a protein of 153 amino acids. The transcript is spliced from 3 exons. The record is from RefSeq and is a predicted model, not a curated record.
AUGGGUUCCGGAUCAUGUACACACACAAGUACUCAGAAUAACCCAUGGUGGAGGGUGGACUUGUUGGUGGUGUAUGACAUUAGCAAUAUAAUAAUCACUAACAGAGGCGACUGCUGUGCAGAACGGAUAAAUGGUGCUGAGAUUCACAUUGGCAACUCCUUACUUAACAACGGCAACAAUAACCCCAGCAUGCCUGCAGGUGCCUCUGUAAACUACACGUGCAAUAUGAUUGGUCGUUAUGUGAAUGUGAUCAUUCCAUAUGUUAGCAAGGUUCUCUCACUCUGUGAAGUGGAAGUCUAUGGAGUUCAAGUGCCUGUUAUCAGGAGGGCAUUUCUGAGGGUAAAAUUAAACAGCAGCGAGGAUCUUAUCAACCCUACUAUAAAGGACAAAGUUCUUCAAGAGGUGCGUGCUUGUGAGAAUGUCCACUCCGUUGUCGGUUUCUCAGUUAUGUGUAAGUUGUAG